Neoarthrinium moseri is the source of this 684-nucleotide messenger RNA. RefSeq lists its product as uncharacterized. The record is from RefSeq and is a predicted model, not a curated record. NCBI's taxonomy places the organism in Eukaryota, Fungi, Ascomycota, Sordariomycetes, Amphisphaeriales, Apiosporaceae. The transcript has a single exon. The coding region runs from base 1 to 684 and encodes 227 amino acids.
AUGGCUACGAACAAAGUGCCAGAGAACCUCAAGCAACGAUUGAAGGAGUCAUAUGACGCCAUUGCGCCCAAAUACAACGAGUGGACAAUACUUCAUUCGCAGUAUCGCCUCUAUUAUCUAGACAAAUUACUUAACCUUCUCAACGCCACAGAGAAGUCCCAGGUUUCAACAUUAGAACUUGGUUGCGGAUGUGGAAUACCAGUGACACAGAAGCUUCUGAGUCACGAAACAUAUCAUGUAACGGCAAACGAUCUAUCUAGCACUCAACUGGAGGCCGCGCGAGAGAACUUGCACUCGGACGCCGCAGGCGAUCGGCUGCGGUUAGUUCCAGGUGAUAUGACAGAGCUAUCAUUCGCUGCGGGCUCGCUUGACGCCGUGAUUGGCAUGUAUAGCUUGAUUCACUUGCCAAGCUCUGAGCAGGUGUUGAUGAUUGAAAAGAUCGUGGGAUGGCUUAAGCCUGGGGGCUACAUGCUUGCGAAUUUUACUGAGGAGACGAUAGGCGGUGUAGUAAACGAGAAAUGGCUAGACGAUAAAGGUUGGGUAUACUGGAGCGGCCUCGGGGCUGAGAACACAGUGCAAGUAAUCAAGGAUACUAGUCUGAAUGUAGUAGUCAGUAAAGUUACUAAGGAUAUAGUGGAUGCAUCCUUUCUUUGGGUUCUUGCCAAAAAGGGGUUGCAGCUUUGA